This is a messenger RNA of Entamoeba nuttalli P19, 1257 nucleotides long. RefSeq lists its product as hypothetical. The transcript has a single exon. The record is from RefSeq and is a predicted model, not a curated record. Bases 1 to 1257 code for a protein of 418 amino acids. Lineage: Eukaryota; Evosea; Mastigamoebida; Endamoebidae.
AUGAAAGAUAUUAAUCAAAUCAACAUAUCAAAGAAUUGUACAAUUACAAUAGAUGAAGAUAGUAAUAUUCAACAAAAGAUACUUGUAGAACGUGGUGUUCAUGUUAUUUUAAUGAGAAAUAGUAUUAUUAGAAAUGAAAUGAUUAUUGAAAGAGAUAGUAUAGUAGAAAUUCCACAAAUAGAAAUUAAACAAAGUAAAGUUAUUGUUAAAGGAACAUUAGAAGUUCAAGGAAAUGUUAUUAUUGAAGAGAAUUCUACACUUGAAAUUAACAAUAAUGGAUAUUUUAAUGUUAAACAAGGAAGAGUUAUGUUAAAAUCAAAUGGUUUAUUUAUUAAUGGAAAUGAGAGUGAAGUACUUAUUUUUGACAGUCUAAUAGGAUAUGAAAAUUCAUCAAUUCUUUUUAAAGAAGGAAGUCAUUUAGUUGUUAACAAUCAAAUUGAAUUAUAUGAUAAUACUAUACUUACAAUAGAAAAAGAAUGUAUUAUUCAAAUUAAUGGAUAUUUUGUUAAUGUAUUUAAUAAUGGACAAAUUCAUAUUGGUUCAUUGAGUUUAUUUGAAUGUCAGAAUCUUUAUGUUUAUGGUACUUCUAUUAUUUCUAUUGAAGAUAACGUUAAAUUAAUAACUAAUAACAUUUAUGUAUUUCAAACACCUCACUUAGAUAUUAAGAAUAAUGUUUAUAUUAAUGUUAAGAAAUACAUCUCAUCAUAUUCAAAGGCUGUCAUUGAAAUAGGAAAUAAUAGUAUUGUUAAUGCAUCAAGUAUAUUUUUGUUAUAUAACACAACAUUAAAUACUGGAGAAUCAACAAUACUAUCAUCUAAUUCCUUUGAAUUAAGUGGAGAUUCAUUACUGAAUAUUGGAAAGAAUACUACAAUUACUGUUUCAGGUAAGAAAUUAUCAAAAGAAUGUUUAAAUACCAAUUCACAUGAUUUUUGUUAUUCUCUUUCUAUCAAAGGUAAAUCAACUAUUAUUGUUGAUAACAAUUAUCAAUUUAAUCCAAUAUUCAAUAUUCAAUUUGGUAGAGUUAAUCAAUGGAAUACAACAAAUAUUAUUUUAAUGAAUUCUAUUGAACGAUGUGUUGAUUUAUAUAGUUUUAAGGAGAGUUAUAACUUUAUUAAUGAAGUUGAGAAAGAAGAAUAUCACUUAAUGUGCAAUAAGAAAUUAGGAAGGUAUUGCAUUGGAUUGAUUGAUAAUCAUAUUGAAUGUAAUCAAAACAAAUAUCAUUGUCCUUGUGAUGAAACAAUCAAAGAGGAACUUUAA